ACCCGCGCCGUCCUCACCUGUAAAAACAGAAGGCAAAAGAUUUUGAGGACUUGGAAUUACAAAGCUCCAGCUUUAUCCACAACUCUUAUCGGCAAAACCAGAACAGAAACUAACAAUGGCUUCCGCGACGGUGACCAUGACGGUGUCGUUUGGUCUGAGAUAUUCUCCAUUAUGCUCUUGCCGGGUGGGUCAAGCCCCGGUUCAGCUCCCUCAACUCAACCGGCCCAACUCGUUGAGACUCAGUUCCUCACACACCAUUUCUGGGUUCGGCUCGCUUCUUCCCCUCAGGCUUUGCACUAUCACUUCCACACCUCUUAGGCUUCGCUCCCUCACCAUUGUGGCACAUAAAGGCUACAAAAUGAAGACCCACAAGGCUUCAUCAAAGCGGUUCAGGGUGACAGGUAGAGGGAAAAUAGUUCGGAGGAGAGCUCGAAAGCAACAUUUACUUGUGAAGAAGAAUGCCAAGAGGAGAAACCGGCUCUCCAAAAUGCAUGCAGUUAGUCGAAGUGACUAUGACAAUGUGAUUGGAGCAUUGCCAUAUCUGAAAGUAAAUAGGAAGGCAGAAUAGAGAUGAUCUUUGAACUUGGUACACAUGGCAUUUUGGAUCUGUAAACCUGUAAUUUUCACAUCUUUGUAUAAGUGCUCGGUUGUUCUAAAUGAUUUAUUUAUUUUGUAUUGAAUCGACAGUGGUUGGUAUUACCUG
Messenger RNA from Rosa rugosa (rugosa rose), 703 nucleotides. Its product is annotated as large ribosomal subunit protein bL35c. The record is from RefSeq and is a predicted model, not a curated record. Gene Ontology annotation, molecular function: structural constituent of ribosome. NCBI's taxonomy places the organism in Eukaryota, Viridiplantae, Streptophyta, Magnoliopsida, Rosales, Rosaceae. The transcript has 3 exons. Gene Ontology annotation, cellular component: large ribosomal subunit; ribosome. Gene Ontology annotation, biological process: translation. Bases 116 to 568 code for a protein of 150 amino acids.